This is a messenger RNA of Pleurotus ostreatus (oyster mushroom), 1599 nucleotides long. It is a transcript of the gene SIP5, whose product is annotated as SNF1-interacting protein. Gene Ontology annotation, cellular component: cytoplasm. The transcript has 5 exons. NCBI's taxonomy places the organism in Eukaryota, Fungi, Basidiomycota, Agaricomycetes, Agaricales, Pleurotaceae. Bases 1 to 1599 code for a protein of 532 amino acids. The record is from RefSeq and is a predicted model, not a curated record.
AUGGGUAACAGCUCCUCGUCCUCAGGCCGAAACCACCAGGACGAGGCUGUCGACUUCGGCUCGUUAUCUCCACAAUGGUUCACCGGUCCAAGAGACUGGAAUCAGGCCGUCGUCUCACAGCUUAUCUGCCAGAGGAAGCUCGCACCCUUCUACAGACCGCUUGAGGAAUUCGAUAGCUCCUGGGACGACGAUCAAAUCCUUGCCGCCAGGAAGGAGCCAGUCGACGCUACUGGUGAGGCUGGUGCAGUCGAGGCCGGUGCCCGCAUAGAGGCAGCCUCUGCAAAUCCACCGAGACCUGGCCAUUCUAGACGACCCAACUCCAUCAAGGAGCCCGUGAAGCCUGAGGCGGCCAUCUACAGAAAUGCUGUCGAGUGUCCUAUAUGCUUCCUCUACUAUCCACCCAAUAUCAAUCAUUCUCGUUGCUGCGAUCAAGCUAUCUGCACGGAGUGCUUCGUCCAGAUCAAGCGAAACGAACCAACUACUACGCAUCUAGUGUCGGAACCGGCGGCGUGCCCGUACUGCGUCCAGGAUAACUUCGGGGUCGUGUAUACUGCCCCUCCGUGGCGAGCCGGUAUAGGGAGCGAAGGAUCGCCCUUCCCAUGGUCGGAUGCGCCGAAGGCUUCCCCAUCUGACACACGGGUUGGACAACUAACACACAAACGACGCCAGAAGAGCUUUAGCCACGAUAGCCCAGAUGUCGUCACAACAGAUCAAAUCAGACCUGACUGGGAAGCGAAGCUAGCCGCCGUGCGCGCUGCCGUAGCUCGUAGAGCAAAUAGAAGAAUCAUCAUGAGACAAGUUGGCGAUCGUCUGAUUCCUGUCGGUGUCACGAGUGGUCGCGUGCAUGCUAUCGGCGAGGAAGGUCAGACUGAGGGAGAUAAUGGUGGGAGGCGAUCGAGAAGGAGGCAUCAACAGCCUCAGCAAGGGUUUGACCAAUUAUUAGGGACGAUGGGCAUUGCUGGUCAAGAUCUGGAGGAGCUCAUGAUCAUGGAAGCUAUGCGUUUGUCUUUGAUUGAGCACGAAGACCAACAGCGGAAAGAGGCUGAAGAGAAGCGAAAGAAGGAGGCUGAAGAGGCGGCACAAAACCGAGAUACGCCAGAGGCCGGUACUUCUAGCUUAGAUGUCCCCUCAGCGCAUGAUGAAGCAUCGGCGCCUUCAUCGUCCUCGACUUCAAAUCUAGCUUCAUUUACCUCCACCUCGUCGCAACCCGCCGCUACCCCUAUCUCCUCUUCUCGCACCGGAAGCCCCUCGCCAUCACCUUCGCGUGCCAAUUUGUUGAGCUCGAAUGGAGAUGCUUCACGACCGAACCCUCCGCCGUUCAGCACUCUGAACGCCGCUUUGACUACGACAGCUGCAGCCGCAGCCGUCCUAGGCGCUUCUUCCGCCCCAGGAGCGGGCUCUGUAGGGAGCAGCGUAAAUGGGAUCACCAACGUGCCGACUUUCCAAGUAGAUAAUGCCCCUACGCCAGCUCCAGACGCUUCGUCAUCUUCAUUAGACCCUCACGCCUCUAACGAACCCCUUCCCUCCUCUCCCGACACUGAUGAACACCAAUUCGCCAAGUUGACCAUCUCAGGCAAUCAAGCUUCUAAUCCUGAGUGA